UAAAAUACCCAUGAUAAUUUUUCGAAAGAUAAAAUAUCUAUUAUACCCCUCUGUUUGGCAUUUUUAUCUCCAACACACGCAGACUUGCUUUCAAAUGCUCUACUGGAAGCUUACAACAAUGGCGGAUUUCUGCAAAUCGUCGUUGUUCUAUUCUGAUAAAAAACUCUGCUACGCAGAGAUACUUCCACCUUCAGUGGUACGAGCUAGAAUCGAAGUCGCAGUCCUCAAUUUUCUUAAGAUCUUGAAUUCUCCGAAUCCGGCCAUUACCGAUCUCCCUCUGAUAAGUAGGACAUCAAAUAAUAGCAGAGUGAGCCGUGGGUUGAUGACGGAUGUUUCCUCAAUUUUCCUCUCUCACUCUUUCUGCACGAGGUCUCUGAUGAGAGCCAAUGCCGCCAAGGCCUUCGUUAGAGUGUGGAAAGUCAUGGAGAUGUGUUUUCAGCUUCUGACGGAGGAGAAGAGGGUCACUCAGCGAGAGCUCUUCUAUAAGUUGCUUUGUAACUCGCCAGAUUACUUCACUUCUCAAUUGGAAGUCAAUAGAACAAUCCAAGAUGUUGUUGCUCUGCUCCAUUGCAGUCGUUACAGUCUUGGAAUCAUGGCAUCUAGCAGAGGGGCUCUCACUGGGCGUUUGUUGUUGCAGGAUCCAAACCAAGAAACUAUAGACUGCACCGCUUGUGGAUCUUCUGGGUAUGCUAUUACAGGCGACUUGAAUGUGAUAGAGAAGUUGGUCAUGCAGUCAGACGCUCGGUAUAUUAUUGUGGUAGAAAAGCAUGCUAUAUUCCAAAGGCUAGCUGAUGACCGGAUAUUCAAUAAAAUUCCAAGCAUACUUGUCACGGGCAAGGGAUAUCCAGACAUUGCAACUCGGUUACUUCUAUAUCGAAUGAGCCGUGCUUUUCCAAAUCUUCCAAUCGUAGCACUGGUUGACUGGAACCCAGCAGGACUAGCUAUACUAUGCACCUUCAAGUUUGGCAGCAUUGGAAUGGGUUUGGAGGCAUAUAGAUUCGCUUGCAAUGUCAAGUGGCUAGGUUUGCGAGGGGAUGAUCUACCACUUAUACCUGAAGAAUCAUUAGUUCCACUGAAACCACGUGAUCUGCAAAUAGCUAAAAGCUUGAUGUCCUCUGAGCUGUUACAGGAGAAUUACAGAGAAGAAUUGCUGUCAAUGAUUCAGAGCGGUCAAAGGGCAGAAAUUGAAGCUUUAUACUUCCAUGGGUAUGAUUUUUUGGGAAAGUACAUUGCGAAAAAAAUUGUACAAUCAGAUUACAUCUGACACUAGGUGAUUGCCGCUUCCUUUUUCUGUUUCCUUCCGUCUAUGAGUUGAUCUACUUUCCCAUAUCUGGGAUGUGACAAAAGGAUUGCUAAUUCUUCUUACAGGAUGUGAAGACUCAAUUUCAAACUUGGAACCAAAGAAUCUAGUGUUUUUGCUUUGA
Messenger RNA from Macadamia integrifolia, 1424 nucleotides. Its product is annotated as meiotic recombination protein SPO11-2. The transcript is spliced from 11 exons. The coding region runs from base 11 to 1264 and encodes 417 amino acids. The record is from RefSeq and is a predicted model, not a curated record. NCBI's taxonomy places the organism in Eukaryota, Viridiplantae, Streptophyta, Magnoliopsida, Proteales, Proteaceae. Gene Ontology annotation, cellular component: nuclear chromosome. Gene Ontology annotation, molecular function: DNA binding; ATP binding; DNA topoisomerase type II (double strand cut, ATP-hydrolyzing) activity. Gene Ontology annotation, biological process: meiotic DNA double-strand break formation; meiotic DNA double-strand break processing; reciprocal meiotic recombination.